Molecule: messenger RNA, 10835 nt
Organism: Anopheles darlingi
Lineage: Eukaryota; Metazoa; Arthropoda; Insecta; Diptera; Culicidae
Exons: 10
Coding region: 780-6950 (2056 amino acids)
Source: RefSeq, a predicted model, not a curated record
UCUAGUCAGCUUCUAGCGGUUCCGGUGCUCGGUUUCUCGGGGUAACGCGCUGAGGACACACCGUGACGCUGUGUCCUCCUGCUGUGUGGUGUGAAGUGUUCCCCGGGCCCCUCACGCCCAUCCGCCCCCCUCACGCGCACCACUUUUCAGAGCUGUACGUCUAGGGGCAUCAAGAGAACUAGUAAGUGAGUGAGUGAGUGCGCGCAUUCGAGUGAAGUGAUGGCGUUAAGCAAACCGUUCUAGUGAACCAUUCCCGGUGCAGUGCAUUUCUUUCAAAACGAUCUCAAGGUUAAUCCUUGUACGAUGUACCGUGUGCGAAGCCCUCAACGGUAAGGGAACAUGAAACAUGGCACGACGGCCAAGGCAAGUGCUGACCGAUUGCUUCCGAUAGUGGAAACCAUGCAGCAGACGAACGAAGCCAGAAGGUGAAGGCACGGAACCGAAUUAAGUGUUGAAAGUGGAAACUUGCCAGGUGUGCCCAGGGGUCCCGAGCGAGCAGACCGGAAGGGGGAAGGCAUUCGAUUGGAUAGUGUUCUACGUGUUCUGCGCAAUUCAAUUCUCCCCAUUUGCGCGGUCAUGACCGUGUGUGUGUGUGUCUUUGUGCGUUUGCUAGUGUAAAGAAGGUUCUUGCGCAAAGGUUUCGCUGAGACCCAUAUUGCAACCGGUGUAGACGUGGCAACAAAAGCAGCAGCAGCAGCAGCAGCAGCAGCAAAGAGACACGGGGAGAACUCCGAGCGCUCCGUUGCGCCGCUCUCGGAUGAGCAGCUAAUCCGGGGAUUAUGGCCGAUCUGCAGGCAACCGUCGAGUUCGCGGUCGAGUUGCACAAGUUCUACAAUGUGGAUCUGUUUCAGCGCGGGUUAUACCAAGUGCGAUGCUCACUGCGCGUAUCACCGAGACUUCCGGUGCAGGUCGAGACGUGUCUACCGGAUGCGGCCACCACCGGCAUACCGUCGGUACAGUCGGUGCUCAACAGUGCGAAUGGUAACAGCAGCAACAACAGCAACCACAACAACAACAACAACAACAACAACAACAACAACAGUAGUGCCGGUCCUGCCAGUAGCGCCGGUGCAACGAACGGUGGCAGCGUCGGUAGCGUCGGCGGUGGUUCCAGUGUGGCCACCACCAUUACCAGUGGCAACGGUACGGGCGGAACAGGGGCGAGCGGCCGCGAGUCACUGCCGAGCAUAGGCAGCGGCGGUACUGGCACCUCGAUCGGUAGUGCUGGUGGUGGUGCGGCCGGUUGCAUUUCCGGUACGAGCACGACGAGUACGACCAACGGGCAUGGCGCACCGUCGAGUGCGGGCUCGAGCCAGACGACGGCGGGCGCCAGACCGGCGGAUGUGGGUUCGUCUUCGGUGGGCGGAAAUGUCCUGAGCGGAUCGUCACUGUCGUCGAUGCCGAGCAGCGCCAACACACCGAACUCGCUGGCCACCACUAACUCCUCGUCCGGUAUGGGAGCCUCGUUCGGUUCGGUCAACGGUGCCGCGGGAAGCAGUAGCGGUGGUGGUGGUGGUAUCGGUGGCGCUGGUGGAGGAGAAGGAGGAGGCAGCAGCGGCAACUCACCGACCGCCAGCUCGGACAGCCGGUCCGGGGCGACCAUCAUCGACGAUGCCGGCGCCUCGCGUGUCUUUCAGAUACUCUAUCGCAACGAGGAAGUGUCACUGCGCGACAUUAUCAUGUUCCGGGCGCACCUUCUCGUGGAUAGCCGACACCUGAAGGAAUCGAUCGAACGGGCCGAGUUCUCGCUGAACCUGGAGCUAUGGUUCGGUGAGCAGACGAACGGCAACGUACUGACGCUCGCCUCGACCCGCACCCUGCAGCUGAACUUUCAUCCGGGCCGGGGCCUACACUACCAUCUGCCGGUACUGUUCGAUUACUUCCAUCUGGCCGCGGUAAGCGUCGGGAUUCAUGCCAGCCUGGUCGCUCUGCAUCAACCGUACAUCAACGCACCCAAGUCGACGAAACCGUGGAUGGGCGGCUCGAAGCUGAACUGCCGCGGUGGCAACUCGCCCGGUCCCCUCGAGGCCAUCUUCUUCGGUCCCCAGGUGGGCAGCGGGGCGAAGUGUGGCGGUGGAUCGGCCGGCCGGCUCGUGCACGCCCGGAACGUCCACAAGGAUAUCUGUGCCUUGCUGCUCGGGGCGCUCGAGUCGCUCCGGCUGUCACUGCAGGAGUUCUGCACCGUGCUGCCCCACCAGUGGUCCGCCCUUACCGGUUCCACACCCCUCUCCAACCUCGACACCGAGCAAAGACUGAGCAAGCUGUCCGAUUCGGCCAAGCUACUGGACACGGAGGAUGAUCUGGCGGCCCGGGCCAACUCGGACAUUGCGCAGCUGUGCGCCGAGUGUAUCCUGUACUGGCGCCGUGUCCUUUCGGCCGCCACGCAACCGGCCGUUCACGGGCUGCUGGCCAAGAAGCACCACACGCUGCGUGUCCGCCGCUUCGCCGAGGGCUUCUUCGUGAUCGACAAUCCGCGUCAUCUGGCGAGCGGUUGCUAUGAUUCCAACUACCAGAACUACGUGUCGAUCUGUGAGAGUGCCAGACGGUCGCGGUACCUUUCCUCGUUGCCACCACUCCCGGUCCACUGUACACCGCUCGAUGGCGAUGCUAACUCGUUGCCACUCAUCUUCGAGGAUCGCUACACGGAUGCGCACGAGUACGGGAAGCGACGAUCGGGUAGUGAGCCUCAUCUGAAUGGGACACGGGAUGUCGGUGCAUCCGGUACAACCAUUACGGCCAGCACCGGUAACAUGUUAACGACGUUGCUGAAACCAGGUGGCAAUGGUAGCCUCAUUCCCAAUCACUCGGGUAAGCAACAGCAGCAGCAGCAGCAUCCUCACCCUCAUCAUCACCAUCAUCAUCAUCCGAACAAGAUCGCUCCGAUGAUGAGCAUUGGCGGUGGUAAUGGCGGAAAGGAAUGUUCGUGCGGCAUCGGACCGUGCUACGGUAUCGAUCCGAUACCGAAGCUGUGUGGUAGCUACCUGGGUAUCAUGACACCACGGUACGCGCUCGGUGGAGACAUCCUGCAGGCCAGUCUCACCAUUACACCGGCGGCCGCCGCCUCACAGAAUGGGCUUGGUCUGAAGACACUGUCACGCCAUUCGGUUACCACGCUACUCGGUGGUGCUGAUCAGCAAACACCGCAGCCCGGCUGUCAUGGUGGUUGGGAUCAAACGUUCAAGGGCGUUUAUACGGCCGGUCCGGUGCAUGGUACACUGCCGACGCGCCACAGCAAGUCGCUCGAUCAGCUCGAGCUACAUCCAACGGCUUCAUUGCCACGUCAGCACUUUCACGGCAACAAUGGCUACCAGCAGGGACACUACGCGGCACAGGCUAGCUCAAAUUCUGGCCACCACCAGCAGCAGCAGCAGCAGCAACCACCACCGAGACAGUCCAGCGUCGGUCUGUACCAGCAGCAACUGCCACAACAGCAACAACAUCAGCAGUUCUCUGUCGGUGGUGGUGUUACCCUGCUACAGACACUGCCCAAGUCAAAGCCCAAGAAUCCGGUGCAGGCGGAGGAUUUGCUGCGGAACAUUAACGAAUUCCGGGAGAAGUACAAGAACCCGGGCGAUCCCCGGAAGCUGCUGCACGGUGGUGCGACCGCGAUCCACAAUCCAACCUACGAUCUGCAGCAGGAUGUAGCCCUUUCGGGGUUGUUGAAUGGAUACGGUCAACCGGCUAGUCGUACUACCGGCCACGGUGACUACCGGCAUGAGCUGAAGUCGCAGGGAGCACCACGGUCAUCGGGUUCCCAUCAUAACCAUACAAUUGAGGGACCGAUGGAUGGUGCAAGUCAAGGAUUAGGGGCUGCUUCUGGAGCAGCCGGUAGCUACUACAAUUCGUUACCGAAGGGUGCCGGACUUGGUGGCAGUAAUGGUAUCGCACCACGCAGUUCCUUCCCUCCUGUACGCAGCAAACCUAAAUCCUCUCAGCAGCAACAGCAACAACAGCAAAAACAGCAACAAUCCAGUUCCUGUUCCCUUCCGACCAAAUCCAGCUCGAACACGAUCCCACGGAGUAACUCAUCGCAGCAGCUACGGAACGCGACGCAACACAAUGGUGACCGUCGUGAGACCGGUGGUCACUCCGGUGUCAACUCGGCGACGUUACCGCACCGUUCGGUCGAAUUCUCGCGUAUCCGCGUGACGGACUUCCGUCAGAUGGUCACGAUAGCGAACGGAUCCGGACCGAUACCGGGCGCUACCGGGCACUCGAGCAGCUCGGACAGUCCCACCGAGGUAACGCCCCGGACACGCAACAAGCAGCAGCGCCGUCUGCUGUCCUCUGCCAGCGUUCCCUUUCAGCUCGAGAACCUCGAGCUCGUAGAACCGGUUCGUGGUCCGGUCGGUGGUUCGGUUGUGAUCCCCGGUACGGGUGGGGCCGUUGGUGGAUUCAGUGAAUCGCUCCCGAACCUAGCACCACCACCGGCUGCCUUCGCCAGUAACUCACCGCCCACGGCAGCCAGCUUCCGGUUGAGGCGACGACACUCGAGCAGCGAGUCCACGUCCUCCUUGAGUGAACAGUCAGGUUGGGUGUCGAGCCGACGCAGCUCGGGACCUUCAAGUCCCGAUACGCUCCGGAAUGCCGAUCAGCAGCAACGCAUCGUGAACGGGGAACAGCUACGAAAGAAGCUGCUAAAGCUACUGAACGAGCAACCACGGUUCAUGGCCACCGGGAGUGGUGGAGGUGGUAGUGGUGGACAACGCAAGAACAGUACGGCUUCAUCGACGGCCGAGUUUUUCGCUCGCAGUAACCAAAGCUCGAUGAAAUCGAAACCAAGUGCGGCUGCUAGUUCCGGCGCCGCACCCUCCGAUAUGUUCCGCGGCUCGGUACAAACAGAGAACUGGCGCAAUCUGGAGAAGGAUUGGAAUGAUACGCGAGACAUUCUUGACGUUACCGGUGGCAUCAACACGGCCGACAUACGGCCACCGAGGCGCACGAAUAAGAAGGAAAAGUCCAAAUCGGACUUCGACCUGGCACACAUCUCGGACUACGUGUUUGACGAUCUGCGGCUAUUGCCACCUCAGCAGUUUCGCGAUGUGCCACCACCACCGGACGAGUUCCGGGAUCCACCGUCCUUCAUCGAGGAUCUGGGACCUUUGAGGGGUGGCAAGAUGAAGGCAGCACUCACCCUAGCACCGCUUAGCAUUCCUCCACCGGAUCAGCACCGUUCCGUGCAGGCUCAGCAGAUGAAAGGAAAGGAGGAGCAACCAUCGCAGCAACCAUCGCAGCAGCAACAGCAGCAACAGCAGCAGCAGCAGUUACGUCAGCAGGUCCAGUACUAUGCCACACUGCCGAAGAGCAAUCCCACACCAACCGUGGUCCAACAGACGCCGCUAUCGGUUGUGUUUCAACCGCAGAUCAUAACAGCUCCUCAGUUGCUGCCACAUCAGCAGCAGCCGCAGCCUCAGCAGCAACAACAGCAUCACUAUGCCACUCCGCAUCAUUACAGCAAACCACAGCACAAUGGCCACGGUCUGCCGAUGGUUAACAGUACCGGGAAGAAGUGUGAGGUACAGGCCAUCGAUAAUCCGCUCUACCACAUCUACGAGGUCGUAAAGACCCCGCGGCCCAUUAUGAAGUCCCAGAGCUCCAACGAGCUGGCCGCCAUCGCCAAGUGCGCCGAGACGCUCAACAACGCGAACGUUACAGCGAACUACAAUGCUCCAACUGCCAGCAGCAACGGUAACAUCGUGCAGCAGCAGCAACAGCAGCAACAGCAACACUACGGGCCAAUUGGUCCAUCCGUGGCUGCACCGUCGACGAUACCUGCGCAAAGUGUCACCGUACAAGCGACGGCCAUCGAACGGAAAUCCUCGGUACGGGAGCAGAUGCAGGCUGCUGAGUCAGUACCGAUCGCUGCACCAGUUCGUCGUUCCAGUAAACCGACCACCGACGGUGCAGUGGAUCAUCCGGCCGAAGAUGCGGUGGAUGAAGAGGAAGACGAGGAAACAGAAGACCCAACCCGGAAGCGUGUCGAUCCACCGAUGCAGCUGCUAGAGUUCGAAAAGUGUCGCGAGGAGUUCCGCAAACAGAUCAACUACUCCGGUUCGAUCUAUUCCGACUUCCAGAAGCUGGCCUCCGAUAUGCCGUACUUUCAUAUUGCGGACGAGUUCCGGGCGUUCUCGCCGGCCGGCCUCCAUCUGGUGAUCUGUGUGCAUGGGUUGGAUGGAAACUCGGCCGAUCUGCGGCUAGUGAGGACGUACCUCGAGCUUGGACUGCCCGGGGCGCACCUGGAGUUUCUGAUGUCCGAGCGGAACCAGGGCGAUACGUUCUCGGACUUUGAGACGAUGACGGAUCGGCUGGUGGCCGAAGUGCUGUACCACAUCGAAACAUAUCAGCUCAAUCCGAGCCGCAUCUCCUUCGUGGCCCACUCGCUCGGUACGAUCAUCGUACGAUCGGCCCUCGCCAGACCGCAGAUGCGUCCACUCCUGUCCCGGCUGCACACCUUUCUGUCACUGUCCGGGCCCCAUCUCGGAACGCUCUACAACUCCAGUGGACUGGUGAACAUGGGAAUGUGGUUUAUGCAGAAGUGGAAGAAGUCGGGCUCGCUGCUGCAGCUGUGCCUACGGGAUGCGGCCGAUCCGCGGUUGAGUUUCCUGUACCGGUUAAGCCAACGGAGCACGCUGCACCACUUCAAGAACGUGUUGCUGUGCGGUUCGUCGCAGGAUCGCUACGUACCACCGCACUCGGCCCGCCUCGAGCUCUGCAAGUCGGCCGUACGGGAUCAAUCCAAUCUUGGGAUCGUAUACCGAGAAAUGGUGCACAACAUUAUAGCACCGAUGCUGGCCCGCCAGGAUCUGACACUGGCCCGGUUCGAUGUACACCAUGCACUGCCGCAUACGGCCAAUGCGCUGAUCGGUCGAGCGGCUCACAUUGCCGUGCUGGAUUCGGAGCUGUUCAUCGAAAAGUUUCUGCUGGUGGCCGGUUUAAAGUAUUUUAGCUAGCCGCCGAAACCGACCGACCAUCAUCGCCAGUGCGCCAGGAGUGGUUAACCGGGCAAGUGUGGACAGUAAGCAUUGAAAUCAAAUAACGAAAUCAAACUAGAGUAGACAGGUGUAGAAACCCGGGACUAGCGCGCUCGGUCAAGGCGCGUGGCGUUCCAACACUUGAUCUGUAGUAGCAGACGAUAGGCUGUGUAGUGAUAACGAGCGGAGUACUUUCCAGGUCACUUUCUUUUUUUCUAAUUGUUAAUGUAACGUACUGCUCGAGUGAGUCUUACUCGCCGAGCACUAGAGGUAGGAGCAUGUUAGGAUAAGUGGAUAAGCGCUAAACGAAAUCAAUCAAAGCGGACGUCGUUGUGGUGUAGUGUGUUUUAAGUUCAGGGAGAAAGUUCGAUCUUGGACACCAAGGGGAUCCACGUUGGUGAGAGAGAGAGAGAGAGAGAGAGAGAGAGAGAGAGAGAGAGAGAGAGAGAGAGAGAGAGAGAGAGAGAGAGAGAGAGAGAGAGAGAGAGAGAGAGAGAAAGAUAAAGAGAAAGAAAGAUCGGUCACGAUCAUCUUCACUGCCAACGAUCGUUCAUUUUGGGCAUUUUGUGGUGGAUCGUUUUGUUCCCGAUCGGAACGCACUUUUGCUUAUUACUUGUUUGAUUACCAAUUUAGUGGUGUUUUGUAUCGGCCUUUUCUACUUCUCUCAUGCUUUCUAUGCCAAUUUUUAACUGUUUUUUCUUAAUUUUCCGUUGUUUUUUACACUCUACACGUGUUUCACUCUAAAUGGACCAGAUAGGCAGCGAUGCACAACGCGAAAGGCACAUAGAAGUAGCAGAAAUACAGAAGCCAUUAAAUAUAAAAUAAAAUUAGCAAAUCGCGAAAGGAAGCGAGAGGAAAAGGAAGAGCAUAAUAACGCAUAGAGCGUCAAAUCAAAUAAAAUCCAUAAAUCAAAACAAAAAAAAAACAAUGAAGUUACACAAGGACAAAGCGACGCAUCAAAUCUAUACGCAAGCACAUAGGCCCCAGACGGAAAGGCGUCGGUACACGGUUGAAUCAAAAUUGAGACUGAGACUAUUGCGUUGCAGGUACUACUACUACUACUAUUACUUCUACUGCUACUACUACUACCACUGGAGAUGUUGAAAUUGAUUUGAUAAUCCCUUUUUUUGUCACCAGGUUCGCCGGGUACGUUUUUACGUUUAGAUAGUACACGUACAUCGUAGUAGCCUAGAAUUGGAAUUUUCAAAAUCAAAUGUGCUCUUUCGAUAUACUCUUCUUAGAACAGACCUAAUGAAUGGAAUACAAAAUAAAUAUAAACACACACACACACACACACGCACAGCGACCGAUAACACGAUGGAAAUACGUUCACGGAACGGAAUGGAACAAGCAUGUGUACGAUUAGUGUGUUAGACAGAGAGAGGAAGCUGUGUGACGAAUGUUUGCGGUACUUUAAGUUAGUUGAAGUUCUCUCUAAUGGAAUAGAUAUAUACAUAUAUUUAUAUAAAUAUCACCGAGUACAGGGAUACAUCGAUUGGGCAGUGAGUGGCGCCAAAACCGGAAACCAAAAACAAGUAAAAGUGACAAGGUUAAUACAACGUUCGUUCGUUUGUUCGGUUAUAAGCUUUUAGCGUUUUUUUUAUCAAUUACCGAUCGUUGCACCGGGGAUCCCAUUUAACGGCAGCUGGUGACAGCAGUUCCCCUGCGGAUAGGGCUUAUUCGUUUCUCCCAGCACAGCAGAGCAGAGCAGAGCACGUUAAAUAGUACUUAAUCGGAUGAAAUAGUCAAUUACAAACCAACUCAACUUAACAAAUGAAUGAACUAUGAACUAACGCUAAUGGAAAUCGUUGUCCACGGGGGGGAAGGUGGAAUGUUUUUGUUUUAAACUGAAACACUACAAAUAAGAUGAUCCAUAAGAAGGACGAAACUUUAUGUUGUCUACUUGGAUGAAGGGCUGUUAGUGAAAGAUACGACCUACGAUCGGAUGACCGCCGCGAGCACGCAGCAAGUCCGGUCUCCUCGUGUGCAUGUGCAUCGCAUCGUGAAACCAACACCAAUUUCUUAAACACAAAAAACGAACAAAUAUUUCUACAGCCAACAGGUGGGAACAGGGAAGGAGUAAUGUUGAAAUGUUCCCUCAUUUUGUUUGUUCCCUAAAUAAAACGCCCAGUAACAACCAUAGAGCCACGCUUGUCAGCUGUGAACUACGAAUUGCAAACCUUGUAAGGAGCAGAAGAUAGGGAAUUGGAAUGCGCAACGCAACGGGAAAUGGGAAUGAGGAUCGUCGGCACAGAACACAGAACAGAAAUGAUAGAACCAUAGAGUAGUUAAACGGAGAGCGAACGACGGGAUCGGUCAAGGAGACGGAAGGAGACAGGCAACGUGAGCGGCCACUACCUUAUGUACACUACCAAAGACGGGAAGGUGGUCUGACCUUGUUUGAAUUGAGUCAGCCCACCAGCCAGCCAGCCAGCCAGCCAGCCAACCAUGAACACAGGGUUUCGAAUACACGGAAAUUGUUGAAUGCAAGCAUGUUGAAUUGAGCACUAAGCUAUGUUUAUCGAACGUUAUAGCGAUGCGUAAAGAAGCGAGCGAAGCGGCGGUAGGUGCAGAAGUAUGGAAUUGUUAAGCAACACUUGCCCAAGAGUCUCUAUUUUUCCACACUAUCUAUCUUACUUAUCUUUCCAACAUACUAUCCCUUGUGCGCUCUCUCUCUCUUUCCUUUUCGCUUUAUCGUGCCCCCUUUCUCCAUGGAGACAGGACGCGAUAAAAUGAGAUAGAACACGCAUUAUAACAGUUGAAGCAUUUUCUGAACUCAAGAAAUCUCGUGUUACGAUAGAGCAUCUCUCCCCUUACACUUCCUUAGCCACUUUCUCCGGAGUGCGUCGCUGAAAAAGGGACCUGCGAUCUCCAGGAAGUGGCAAACGGUUAUGCAGAGCUAGGAACGGAACGUAUAGAAUUGAAUGCAAUAAUUGAUGAUGAUUGAUGAUUUGAAGUGAAUGAUAUUCCGGUGAUAUGAUAUGCAUUGAAUUGGAGAGCUGAGACAAAGUAUGACAGAACAGGACGGAAGACAUUCACGAUGCGUCCUUCGGUGAUCGGUGUACGAAGGUCGGUGAUGUAAGGAUGAUCGUGAUUAGCAGAGGGAAGUGCUCCGCAUUUUAAGCAUUACAUAGAGAGGACAUAGAUAUAUGAAACCACAGCCCAAUAAUAGAGUCACCCCCUUCACCCACUCCAGUAAUCAAAUCAAACGUAAAGGAACAUUAUUGCCACGCAGCAAUGCCCCUUACCGGAAUGUUUAACCUAUAGCCACAUGAAAUACAAAACCGAAAGUCACUAACCGAUAAAUCAAAUAGCUGAUAGAGAUCGCGAAAGCGUGUGAAACGGGCGCAAAGAAUGAUCGCAGACGAUCGCAAAGUAACGCCAACGAAUGCAGCGCGUGUUAGGAAUUCUCUUUGGUGUGCGCAAUCCUUUUCUAAAAUACUUAACUCAAAAUGCCCAUCGAGCAAAUCGAACGCAUUUCGAACGAAUGGCGGAUUACAUUGAAUUGGGAGGGGACAGGGAAAACGAACGAACACCAAACCCGGGGUACACCCGGGGAUGUCACGGUUUUUGUCGGUUCAUUUUUACUUUUAACGAAACGCACAUCAUUUGACCGAACGCGGGGUGGCAGAAGGCAUAUGAAGAAUUGAAACAGGUUAGCAUAGUGCGGCUCGAUGGCGACUAGAUAUGAGGCCAAACAUUGCAAGCAUUUCUCGCGCGUCGUCAUGGUUUUUCUUUUCGUUUAAAAACGACGGUGUGCGGUAAAAUGGUAACAAAAAUUGUAUUGCAAAAGAUUUCAUGUGUCAUUACGGUAGUGCGCUGUGGUCACGGGGUGGACGAGCGAACAAAAAUAAAAAGACAUAC